Molecule: messenger RNA, 1644 nt
Organism: Cutaneotrichosporon cavernicola
Lineage: Eukaryota; Fungi; Basidiomycota; Tremellomycetes; Trichosporonales; Trichosporonaceae
Exons: 3
Coding region: 1-1644 (547 amino acids)
Biological process (GO): protein folding
Cellular component (GO): endoplasmic reticulum; endoplasmic reticulum membrane
Molecular function (GO): calcium ion binding
Source: RefSeq, a predicted model, not a curated record
AUGCGUCCCCAAAACGUCGUUUCCGCAGCGGGCACCGGCGCCCUAAUGCUGGCAGCGUCGGCUGUCGCCUCGGAUGUUGCCUUCACCCCUUCUAAUGCCAAGGCGCCGUUCGUCGAGCAGUUCCUUGAGGCUCAGAUCCCCGAGUCCCGCUGGACCGUGUCGCGCGCGACCAAGCAGACUCCCGUCGGCGAUGAGAUCAUGUCUUACGUCGGCACCUGGGCGAUCGAGGAGCCCGAGGUCUUCCCCGGCCUCAAGGGCGACAUGGGUCUUGUUCUGAAGUCCAAGGCGGCCCACCACGCCAUCUCGACCCUCUUCCCCAAACCCAUCGACCCCAAGGGCAAGCCUCUGGUUGUUCAGUACGAGGUCAAGCUGCAGAAGGGCCUUGAGUGUGGCGGCGCCUACAUCAAGCUUCUGACCGACUCGUCGGAGGGCGGCAUGAAGGCUGGCGAGGAGUACACCGACAAGACCCCGUUCACCAUCAUGUUUGGUCCCGACCGCUGCGGCCAGACCAACAAGGUCCACUUCAUCUUCCGCCACAAGAACCCCGUCACCGGCGAGUGGGAGGAGAAGCACUUCUCCAACCCCCCGCUCCCCAAGAUCACCAAGACGACUGCCCUCUACACUCUGGUCGUCAACCCCGACAACACGUUCAAGAUCCUCAUUAACGACGAGGAGGUGUCGUCAGGCAACCUCCUCGAGGACUUUACUCCUCCCGUCAACCCUUCCGCUGAGAUUGACGACCCCGAGGACCACAAGCCCGAGGACUGGGUCGACGUCGAGAAGGUCGAGGACGCGGCUGCUUCUAAGCCCGAGGACUGGGACGAGGAUGCGCCGCUCAUGAUCAUCGACACUGACGCUGUCAAGCCCGAGGACUGGCUCGAGGACGAGCCCCUCGAGGUCGCCGACUCGGACGCCGAGAAGCCCGAGGAGUGGGACGACGAGGAGGACGGCGACUGGGUCGGCCCCGUCGUUCCCAACCCCAAGUGUGCGGACAUCUCUGGCUGUGGUCCCUGGACCCAGCCCAAGAUCGCCAACCCGGAGUACAAGGGCAAGUGGGUCCGCCCCAUGAUCGACAACCCGGACUACAAGGGCCCUUGGGCUCCUCGCAAGAUCGCGAACCCCGGGUUCUUCGAGGACAAGCAGCCCGCUGACCUUACCCCUAUUGGCGGUGUCGGCAUCGAGCUCUGGACCAUGACCGAGGAUAUUCUCUUUGACAACAUCUACAUUGGUCACGACGAGAAGGCGGCCAAGGACUUUGCCAAGGAGACGUUCCACAUGAAGCAGCCCCUCGAGAAGGAGGCUGAGGGCUCGGUCGAGGAGGACGAGGAGGAACAGCCUCUCACCUUCGCCGACAAGGCGCGUGUCCGCCUCUUCCAAUUCAUCAACCUCGCCCAGGUCGACCCCGUUGGUGCGAUCAAGACCAUGCCUGAGGUUCCUGGUGUCAUCAUCGCUCUCGUUGUCGGUCUUGUCGGCCUUCUUGCCACCCUCUUGGGCCUCACCUCGGCCGCCAAGGAGCCCUCCAAGCCGGUCGUCACCAAGAAGGCCUCGGUCAAGACGGCACCUGCCGCCGAGGCCAAGAUUGAGGAGAUCAACGACGACGACGAGCCCGUGAAGAAGCGCACCACCCGUAGCAGCCAGCAGUAA